This is a messenger RNA of Diachasmimorpha longicaudata, 1891 nucleotides long. RefSeq names its product inhibitor of growth protein 5 (gene Ing5). The transcript is spliced from 3 exons. Gene Ontology annotation, cellular component: nucleus. The record is from RefSeq and is a predicted model, not a curated record. Lineage: Eukaryota; Metazoa; Arthropoda; Insecta; Hymenoptera; Braconidae. Gene Ontology annotation, biological process: regulation of DNA-templated transcription. The coding region runs from base 277 to 1047 and encodes 256 amino acids.
AUUCUCGAGCUUUCUAUAAUCGAUUAUGGCUAAGAAAUAAUCGAUUAUCUUCUAUAUGUGCGAUAGGAUACGACAAAGAUGGCGUCAGGUGUUAUUUCCACAUCCUGAAAGAACAGUUUUUUGCCAUCUUCACGAUUAUUAUCCUACGGAGAAAGGCAUUCCAGCAAUGUUGCGUCGAAAAAACUUGUUUAACCGAAGUUAAUCAUAAAAAUUACACUAAUCUGACUGAUCACCCACCCAGAACCCCCGUGUAAUUAAAUAAAAUCAGUGGCAAUAAUGACGACUGCAUUGUAUUUGGAGCAUUAUUUGGACAGUCUUGAGCACUUGCCCAUUGAACUCCAAAGAAACUUCACUCUGAUGAGAGAUCUGGACGCCAGAGCUCAAAGUUUGAUGAAGGAUAUCGAUAAAUUAGCGGACGAUUACCUGAAAAACCUGAAGAAGGAAUCCCCCGAGAAGAAGAAAGAGCAACUGAUGCACAUUCAGAGUCUGUUCAACAAAGCCAAGGAGUACGGUGACGACAAAGUGCAAUUGGCAAUUCAAACAUACGAAUUGGUUGACAAGCACAUCAGGAGGUUGGACUCCGAUCUGGCGAGAUUCGAGGCUGAGAUACAGGACAAGGCACUGAGCAGCAAUCGAGUGCAGGAGGAGGGUGGUGCCAGCAAGAAGGGAAGAAAGAAACUUAAGGAGAAGGAGAAGAGGAAAAAGGGAACAGCUGGGGCGAGCAGUGAGGAUGAGUCAAAAACUGCGAGGAAGAAGCAGAAAAAGGGAGGCUCUCUGGUGGCAUCAGCUACCAUUGGAGCUGUUGGUAGUGGAGCACAGACAGAUAACACAUCACUGGGUCAUCCUGCUGAUGUCCUUGACAUGCCUGUUGAUCCUAAUGAACCCACUUAUUGUCUGUGUCACCAGGUGUCCUAUGGCGAGAUGAUUGGAUGCGAUAAUCCAGACUGUCCGAUCGAGUGGUUCCACUUCUCCUGUGUGGGCCUGACAACAAAGCCCAAGGGUAAAUGGUACUGUCCCAAAUGCACGCAAGAUCGAAAGAAAAAAUGAAUCUCCAAUGGCAAGCAGAGCAGAAAAAAUAGAAAAUCUCUCGCAAGUCUAAUAAUUGCUCAGCAAUCGUCAGGAGAUAAUCGUGGUGAUUGUAUUACCCGAUAUAUCGAGAUCAAUUCGCAGGUUUCAUCGGUAAAAAUGAACCACGAAUUAAAUCUCAAAUUAGGUAAUUAAAGACGACUGCGUUUGCAUUGCAUCUGAAAUGAAACUCUUGUGCAAUUCAGUGUGAUAAAAACAUAAUACGCAGUACGGUAGAUGUAGAGAGCUAUUUAUUUCCUAAUCACAAUGUUCAUUCCUGAUGUAAUGCAAAAACAGUCAUUUCAUCGGUUUAUCACAGACAUUGAAAAAUUUGAGAACUGGCCGCACUUUUUUUUUAUUGUUCAAUUCACUAUUUUUCUUUAACUCUUGCACAUAAGUAUUUAUUCAUUCUUAGCACUAACGUCGGAAUUACGUUAUGUUUUAUACAAUCACUGGCCAGUUCUUGAUAAUCUGUGAUUAACGAUAAUUAGGUUAUAAAAUUAAUUAAUUAAUAAGGAAUACAAUCAGGCAAGUAUUAAAUUCACUCGAAAUCAUGAGGAUAUAUAUAGAUUCAGAUCUAUAUAUUAGUUAGUGUAUGAAUUAUUUGCUGUUUUUUAAAUAUUUUAUGAACGUGAAUUGUUGUGAUCAGCAAUUAUUUCGUGAAUUGCUGAUCAGCAAUUGUUUCCAAUAAUCUGAGCCAAAAAGUGUAUCAUAAGAGGACAAUUCAUGAUGAGCUCACUGUGUUUUUUUUAAAUUUCACCAUGAAUAACGUCAUUCAUUGGUUGUAGAAUAAUUAUUGAUGAAUAAACUUCCACUACUUUACGUA